Cylas formicarius (sweet potato weevil) is the source of this 1469-nucleotide messenger RNA. RefSeq names its product succinate--hydroxymethylglutarate CoA-transferase. Gene Ontology annotation, molecular function: catalytic activity. Bases 81 to 1355 code for a protein of 424 amino acids. The transcript has 2 exons. The record is from RefSeq and is a predicted model, not a curated record. NCBI's taxonomy places the organism in Eukaryota, Metazoa, Arthropoda, Insecta, Coleoptera, Brentidae.
AAAUCCUAUGUAUAUAUUUUAGAAUAGAAUUGACGUGUUGGAAGUUGCGCAGCCACUUGUGUUGUAAUUCGGCAACAAAAAUGCUGUGUCAUAACUUAAAGAGUUUAUUAGCCCUAAAAUUCGUCAAACGUCAUGUAAACGUGCGAAAAUCGCACUUUGCCGCUCCUUUGAAUGGAGUGCGAGUUAUCGAUCUCACGCGAAUUGUCGCCGGUCCAUAUUGUUCUAUGAUACUAGGCGAUUUAGGCGCGGAAGUUAUCAAAAUUGAGAGACCUGGGGCGGGCGACGAAGCCAGAUUAUGGGGGCCCCCUUUCAUAGGCGAUACCAAAGAAUCCUGCUACUUUAUUACAUUUAACCGAAAUAAGAAAAGUGUUUGUCUCAACUUGAAAUCUCCGGAAGGUCAAAAUAUCAUUUGCGAAUUAGCAAAAACAUCAGAUGUGUUGAUUGAGAACUAUGUUCCUGGAAAACUUGAUGAACUGAAUUUGGGUUACAACCGUUUGAAAUUUGUUGCACCUCAAUUGAUUUAUUGUUCCAUUACGGGCUUUGGUCCCGAAGGGCCUUACAGCAACAGACCUGGUUAUGAUGUGAUUGCUUCUUCCAUGGGGGGCCUGCUUCAUAUCACUGGUCCAAAAAAUGGUGAACCUUGUAAAGUUGGUGUUGCUGUUACUGAUUUGGCAACUGGACUGUAUGCGCACGGAGCAAUAAUGGCUGCCCUUAUUAAACGAUUGAGAACAGGUAAAGGAGAAAAAAUUGACUGUAACCUAUUCUCAACGCAAAUCGCUAGCCUCAUAAACAUUGGGUCAAAUUAUUUAAACGCUGGAAAAGAAGCCACAAGAUGGGGUACAGCACAUGAAAGUAUAGUUCCCUAUGAAGCAUUUCCUACCAAAGACGGGCAUCUAACAAUUGGAACUGGGUCUGAUAAACAAUUUCAAGAACUCUGUCAGAGGCUAGGGAAUGAAUUUUUAGCGAAAAGUCCCAAGUUCUCUACCAACAAAUUAAGAGUUGAAAAUAGAAAUGAGCUAAUUGAAAUCUUAAGAGGCAUAUUAAUGACCAAAACAAAUAAGGAAUGGUUGAAGAUGUUUGAAAAUAGCUCUUUCCCCUGCGGUCCAGUGAAUAAUCUUGCCGGUGUUUUUGAUGACCCCCACGUUAAGUAUAUCGGCAUCGUACAAACCUUGGACCACCCCAUUGCUGGAAAAGUUAAAGUUGUGGGUCCACCCGUCAAGUAUAGUGGCGGUGGCAACGAAAUUCGCACAGCCCCGCCGACUUUGGGCCAACAUACCGACGAAGUGCUAAAAGAUUUAUUGGGUUAUGACGAUGGGCGAAUUAAACAAUUGAGAAGUCAAAAAAUUGUUAGCUGAUUCAAGGAAAUGAAGAUUUAGUAAUUGUUUUUGUUUUCAUUCCAUUUUGGAUUUCUUCAAAAUUGUUAUUUUACUAUUUUUGUGAUGUUGAAUCAAUAAAAUCUAUUUGAAUUG